AUGCCAAGCUCAGACCCACGUACCCUUCAAAGUUUCAGUCCAAGCUACAUUAGCUCUCCAGCGGCCGCCCCGACACCAGAAAUGCCAAGCUCAACGCCACACACCCCUCAAAGUUUCAGUCCAAGCUACACUAGUUCCCCAGCUGCCUCCCCGAGUAACCCUUCCUCAAGCGAUAUACUUGUACCGAGCCUACCAAGUCCAUAUUCAAGUCCACCGAGCUUUCAAGAUCAUUCUUCACAUGACGCUAGUCCUGCCGCUGCCCCGAGCUUCAGUUUCCCUAGCUCGGCCCCGGUACCGAGCCCGCCUCCCCUUGCCGCACCAACACCAAGCCCACCGAGCAUGGCUACACCGAGCCCAGCAAGGCCAACCCCUUCUCCAUCUACAAAGCUUAGGCUCAAAGUCGGCUACUACAAGCGCUCAUGCCCACAAGCAGAAAAUAUCAUCAGGGCGGCCGUCAGGAGUGCCACGUCAAAGAACCCUGGCAUUGGUGCAGGGUUAAUUCGAUUACACUUCCAUGAUUGCUUCGUCCAGGGCUGUGAUGCAUCCGUCCUCCUUGAUCCGACACCGACAAACCUGCAGCCGGAGAAACUCAGCCCUCCCAAUGUCCAAAGCCUCCGUGGCUUCGAAGUGAUCGACUUAGCAAAGAAGGCACUUGAGAAGGCGUGUCCCGGUAGGGUGUCAUGUGCCGACAUCAUCUCCUUCGCUGCCAGAGAUGCAUCUUUAUUUCUAAGUAGUGGAAGGAUCAAUUUCCAGAUGCCGGCGGGACGCCUCGAUGGUCGUGUGUCCCUCUCCAGUGAGGCACUUCAAUUCCUUCCCCCGCCAUUCUCCAACCUCUCGCAGCUCAUCAACAACUUCAAGGCCAAGAACCUGGAUGAGGACGACCUUGUGGUGCUCUCUGGCGCUCACUCCAUUGGAGUGUCCCACUGCUCGUCCUUCACUGGUUUUCUCGCCCCAAACCCUCCCGCCAUGGACCCGACCUUCGCUGCGAAAAUUCAGAGCAAGUGUGCAGUGAGGCCGAACGUAUCCAGCGACCCCACGGUGAUGCAAGAUAUCAUGACACCCAACCAGCUGGACAGCCGGUACUACACGAAUAUUCUCAAACGCAACGUUCUCUUCGCCUCUGACGCGGCGCUAUUAUCGUCGCAGCGGAUGUCAAUAAAGGUGCUAGAGAACGCGUUUAUACCCAGCAGGUGGGAGAUGAAGUUUGCCAAGGCGAUGGUCAAGAUGGCUGCCAUAGAGCUCAAGACCGCUGCCAAUGGGGAGAUCAGGAGGAUGUGCAGGGUCAUUAACAAUUAG
Molecule: messenger RNA, 1296 nt
Organism: Lolium rigidum
Lineage: Eukaryota; Viridiplantae; Streptophyta; Magnoliopsida; Poales; Poaceae
Product: peroxidase 2-like
Exons: 3
Coding region: 1-1296 (431 amino acids)
Biological process (GO): response to oxidative stress; hydrogen peroxide catabolic process
Cellular component (GO): plant-type cell wall; plasmodesma
Molecular function (GO): heme binding; peroxidase activity
Source: RefSeq, a predicted model, not a curated record